This is a messenger RNA of Lodderomyces margitis, 2046 nucleotides long. It is a transcript of the gene KAR2, whose product is annotated as Hsp70 family ATPase. Gene Ontology annotation, biological process: endoplasmic reticulum unfolded protein response; protein refolding; cellular response to unfolded protein. Gene Ontology annotation, molecular function: misfolded protein binding; heat shock protein binding; ATP-dependent protein folding chaperone. The transcript has a single exon. Bases 1 to 2046 code for a protein of 681 amino acids. Lineage: Eukaryota; Fungi; Ascomycota; Pichiomycetes; Serinales; Debaryomycetaceae. The record is from RefSeq and is a predicted model, not a curated record. Gene Ontology annotation, cellular component: cytoplasm; membrane; nucleus.
AUGAGAUCAAACUCCUGGUUUCCACGUCUUGGGUUACUUUACGUGGCUUUAGUGGUAUUAAUACCAUUUUUAGUCUCGCCUAAACACUCAUUUGCAGUUGCCGCUUCGUCUGAUGAUGACGCACAUGAAAACUAUGGAACUGUUAUUGGAAUUGAUUUGGGUACCACAUACUCGUGUGUUGGUGUCAUGAAGAACGGAAAGGUUGAAAUACUAGCCAAUGACCAAGGUAACAGAAUAACUCCAUCAUAUGUUGCAUUCAAUGGUGACGAAAGAUUGGUUGGUGACGCAGCAAAGAAUCAAGCUGCAUCCAACGUCGACAACACCGUUUUCGAUAUCAAGAGAUUGAUUGGUUUGAAAUACAAUGAUGACACCGUUCAAAAGGAGUUGAAACAUUUGCCAUACAAGAUUGAGAACAAGGGCAAUAGACCUGUCGUUUCCGUUGAAUACAAUGGUGAACACAAGGUUUUUACCCCAGAAGAAAUUUCAGGAAUGAUUUUGGGUAAAAUGAAGUCCAUUGCCGAAGAGUACCUUGGUAAGAAAGUCACGCAUGCUGUUGUCACUGUUCCAGCAUAUUUCAAUGAUGCUCAAAGACAAGCUACUAAGGAUGCAGGUACAAUUGCUGGUUUGAACGUUUUGAGAAUUGUUAACGAACCAACAGCUGCUGCUAUUGCAUAUGGGUUAGACAAGACUAACGAAGAGAAACAGAUUAUUGUUUAUGAUUUGGGUGGUGGUACCUUUGAUGUUUCUUUGUUGUCAAUUGAAGGUGGUGUUUUCGAAGUUUUGGCCACUGCUGGUGAUACCCAUUUGGGUGGUGAAGAUUUUGACCACAAGAUUGUCAGGUACUUGGCCAAGCAAUUUAAGAAGAAGCACAACAUUGAUGUGUCCUCAAACGCCAAAGCUAUUUCUAAAUUAAAGAGGGAAGCUGAAAAGGCCAAGAGAACAUUGUCAUCACAAAUGUCAACCAGGGUUGAAAUUGACUCAUUUGUUGACGGUAUUGACUUUUCAGAGACACUUUCCAGAGCUAAGUUUGAAGAAUUGAACUUGGCUUCAUUCAAAAAGACUUUGAAACCAGUUGAACAAGUUUUGAAGGAUGGUAAUGUCAAGAAGACUGAGAUUGACGACAUUGUCUUAGUUGGAGGUUCCACCAGAAUUCCAAAAGUCCAAGAAUUGUUGGAACAAUUCUUUGACGGUAAAAAGGCUUCCAAGGGUAUCAACCCAGAUGAAGCUGUUGCCUAUGGUGCUGCUGUUCAAGCUGGUGUUUUGAGUGGUGAAGAAGGUGUCGAUGACAUUGUGUUGUUGGAUGUCAACCCAUUGACUUUGGGUAUUGAAACUUCAGGGGGGGUCAUGACCACAUUGAUUAGAAGAAACACUGCCAUCCCAACCAAAAAGUCACAAAUCUUUUCAACUGCUGCCGAUAACCAACCAACAGUCUUGAUUCAAGUUUACGAAGGUGAAAGAACGAUGGCCAAAGAUAACAACAGAUUGGGUAAAUUCGAAUUGACCGGUAUUCCACCAGCACCAAGAGGUGUUCCACAAAUCGAGGUCACCUUCUCUUUGGACGCCAAUGGUAUCUUGAAAGUUGAAGCUGCCGAUAAGGGAACCGGUAAGUCUGAAAGUAUUACUAUUACCAACGAAAAGGGCAGAUUAUCAAAGGAAGAUAUUGAUAGAAUGGUUGAGGAGGCUGAGAAAUACGCUCAACAAGAUCAAGAAUUGAAGGAAAAGAUUGAGGCUAGAAACUCAUUGGAAAACUAUGCUCAUCUUUUGAAAGGACAAUUGAACGACAAAUCUGAAACUGGAUUGGGAUCCAAGUUGGAAGAUGACGACAGAGAAACUUUAGAUGACGCCAUUAAGGAAACCUUGGAGUUUAUUGAAGAUAACUUUGAUACUGCAACCGCUGAAGAAUUUGAAGAACAAAAACAAAAAUUGAUUGACGUUGCCAACCCAAUCACCGCUAAAUUGUACGGAGGUGCAGGUGGAGCACCAGAUGGAGAUGCCAAGUUUGGAGAUGAUGACUCUGAUGAUGACAUAGAUCAUGACGAAUUGUAG